GCGGAGCAGCAGAGCGGCAGUUAGGAGCCGAUACAAUGUUGCAGUCUCCCGGGAAACGGCCCUGCCUCCUCGUGAUUGGCUACCCGAAAGAAAUCAAAAGUGCACAGGCAAAGAAAGCCCACAGACACAAAAUAAUAAGAGAAAACCCAGAGGCCUUGACGGCAGAUAUAAGCCACACAGGAGGAUCCAGUAAUCUCCUCCUGUACACAGACAACACUGAAGCAUGGCAUAGAGCUAUCUGUACCCACUAUGACCACCACAGGAAGAGGGGCAUCUGCAGUGGGAGACAGAUAGUCAUCGAAGACAUAGACAAAGACAGCCCACCUCUCACUGUCAACAUCUAUCACAAUGGGACCAUCAUGUUCCAAGGCAAUGAGGCCAGUCUCAGCUCUGUCCAAGAUGACUUUAACACCAUCAAAGCUCUGGCAGAGACGGAGAAACAGAGACAGGAGAAGACCAGCAGUGAGGAGAAGAGCACCACCAACCCCACAGCGCAGCCACCAGGUGAACAGCUGGAAGAGGAUCAGCUGUUAGGAGACCAUUCAGGGCACAGCAGUCAGCUAGAGACCAGAGUGUCCCAGAUGAGAGACAAUCUGUCUCUGCAAGAGGUAGAGCUGGUGGAACUGAAGGAGCUACUUCUGUCGAAUCAGACAUCAGCUGAAUCCACACAGCAGCUACGGGACCAGCUCAGCCAGGUGAGGAAUGAGCUGAAGGCCUCCAUACAGGAGCUAAGAGGAGAGGUCUAGGAGCUACAGCAAGACAGACAGGCCCUGAAGACCGAGCUCACUGCUGUGAGACAGGAGCUACAGCAGGACAGACAGGCCCUGAAGACCGAGCUCACUGCUGUGAGACAGGAGCUACAGCAGGACAGACAGGCCCUAAAGACCGAGCUCACUGCUGUGAGACAGGAGCUGAACCUGAGGGAGAAAACCAUCCUCAGCCUCAAGGAGCAGCUCCACAGUCUGAGAGCCUGCCAACACCAACCACAACCCUCCAUCACCAUCAACAGCCCCCACAACCUGAACCACAGCC
This is a messenger RNA of Etheostoma spectabile (orangethroat darter), 1032 nucleotides long. RefSeq lists its product as uncharacterized. NCBI's taxonomy places the organism in Eukaryota, Metazoa, Chordata, Actinopteri, Perciformes, Percidae. The record is from RefSeq and is a predicted model, not a curated record. The coding region runs from base 36 to 746 and encodes 236 amino acids. The transcript is spliced from 2 exons.